UUUAGUUUUCAGGCCUUUUAUAUGUUCGAAAGGCUAUAUCCCCACCGCUUCAACAUUAGCCAAUCAAAAGACACAACGUAUUGAACCGAGGACAUAUAUAUGAGUGCUCCCAUCUGCAGCAUUCAAAGCAUAACAGAUGAGAAGUUUAUUCAUUUUUUCAACGUAAAAUGACGCGCAUAAAUCAGUAUAAUAGAAAUAUAAAGAAUAAAUUUCGCUCGAAAAAUGCCAUUCGAGAAAUAUAUUAUUAUCAAAAGAAGACGAAAUUAUUAAUACCUAAAAAAUCAUUUGAAAGACUUAUUCAAGAAAUUAUUCAAAAUAUACAAGAUAAACAGAAACAUGAAAACAGAGAAUUGGAUUGAAAACAGAGUUUUCAAUGUAAGAAGUACAUCAAGUGUAAAAGAGCAGCGAUAAUAUAAUAAUAAGAUAUUAUAAUUUAAAAUAUUAAUGAAAAUAUCUAUUCAAAAAAUUUUCAAACAUUUUGAAUGAAUAUUUAAUAUUAC
This is a messenger RNA of Apis mellifera (honey bee), 500 nucleotides long. Its product is annotated as histone H3.3-like type 1. Gene Ontology annotation, molecular function: protein heterodimerization activity. The transcript has 2 exons. Lineage: Eukaryota; Metazoa; Arthropoda; Insecta; Hymenoptera; Apidae. The coding region runs from base 168 to 359 and encodes 63 amino acids. The record is from RefSeq and is a predicted model, not a curated record.